Messenger RNA from Cladophialophora bantiana CBS 173.52, 525 nucleotides. RefSeq lists its product as uncharacterized. The transcript is spliced from 2 exons. NCBI's taxonomy places the organism in Eukaryota, Fungi, Ascomycota, Eurotiomycetes, Chaetothyriales, Herpotrichiellaceae. The record is from RefSeq and is a predicted model, not a curated record. The coding region runs from base 1 to 525 and encodes 174 amino acids. Gene Ontology annotation, biological process: mycotoxin biosynthetic process.
AUGGGCUUCGCUUGCAUGACGACACUGGAUUGCCAUCCUCCUGAUGGUGUGGGGGGGCAGAGCGAAGGUCUUGUUGAAGAGGUCUCGCCGUUCUGGAACAAAGACACAACGGCACGGCGGGGCAAGAGAAGAAUACGACAGAGAAUCAGAUCUGCCCGGCUGACAGUCCUCCUUGCCGCCUUGGUGGCACUGGUAGCUUCCGGCAUCACCUCCUGGAUCACAGCAAGAUCGCUUUCUGGGGUCUGCAACAGCAGGAACGAUCUUUGGUCGCCGGCGCGAGACAAUGUAGAAUAUUUCGACCUCGACAUCAACAAUGAAUUUGCCGCCGAAAGCCGGUAUCGUGGACCGCCAACCCCAGAGCUGGAUGCCGCUUGGGAAGAACUCUGGCGCUUUGGCUACGUCGGCAUUCCUCGCGACAAGCUGCCCGAGCUAAAUCGACAGGAGCAUUUCCCUGAUGGCCGUACUGUGGCCAGAAUCAAUAGAAGGACUGACCAUUUCCAAGCAUCCUUGGAGGUCUUCCAUUAA